Messenger RNA from Rotaria sp. Silwood2, 477 nucleotides. The record is from the annotation of a GenBank genome assembly. Lineage: Eukaryota; Metazoa; Rotifera; Eurotatoria; Philodinida; Philodinidae.
AUGUCUCUUAGUAUUAUUUGGUCUGGAGCUUUAUGUCUUGCUAUUGCUUGGCUUAUUUAUGUUUGGAUUAUUGGUUUAACAAGUACAAGUUUAUUUAUUCUUGGUGCAGUAACUGGUUUGAUAUUUGCACCAAUAUUUCCAUUAUCAUUUGCUUUUUUCAAUCAAAGAUUAAAUGUUAUACCAAUGCUUCUUGGUUUAUUAUUAUGUGGAGCAGCACUUGGAGGAAUCAUAUUUAAUAAAAUAGCUGGUUUAAUAAUGGAUCAUAAUCCAAAUCAUUUUCCAACAAUUUUAGCUGUUUGUAUAUCUAUAACAAUUAUUGUUUAUAUUGUUUCACAUCUUGUUUACUUUUUGCAUCAACAAAAUAACUUAUUAAAUGAUCAACCUUCAGUAACUAAUGGUUCACCUGUUUCUCCUCAAACUUUUAAUGAAGAAGAACAACAAAUAACUAAUUAUUUAAGAGAUCAACAAGAUAAAUAA